AUGGCGCGCCAAUCCAAGCCCAAACAGAAGCCGUUAUACACUCUCUUCUUCUUCAUGAUCCUUUGUGGAUUCACCUACGGUCGCUUCAUUACUGACAGUCCAGAUCUCGUCUCUGACGGGGUUCAUACACGCGCCUCCAGUUUGCCUUCCUUUAUCCGCCUGUACGCGGCGGAGGAGACAUGUGAACAGACAUACGGGUUCAUGCCGUGCACCUCUACGGCGCUGGGAAAUUUGUUCCUAAUUAUAGUUUAUGGUUACCUGAUGUUCCAAGCCGCGACGUAUCUCUCCACUGGUAGUGAGCUUUUGCUUGAGAUUCUCGGUCCUGGAAUUGUUGGUGGUCUUUUUCUCCCUAUUCUCGGAGCUCUUCCUGACGCUAUGCUUAUUCUCGUCUCGGGGCUAUCUGGAAAUGCAGAAACUGCUCAAAGCCAGGUCUCGGUUGGAAUGGGUCUACUGGCUGGGUCAACAGUCAUGCUUCUUACUCUAAUAUGGGGCACCUGUAUUGUUGUUGGGAAGUGCGAUAUACAGAAUUCUGUUGCGAUAGACUCACAAGAUACAAGAGGCUUCAGUUUAACUGGUUCUGGUGUUUGUACUGAUAUCUGGACAAGUUAUGCUGGCAUUAUCAUGGCUAUAAGUGUGUUACCAUUUAUAGUUGUCCAAUUACCACAGAUUCUCCAUUCAAAUUCAGGAAGACACUUGGCUGUCCUGAUUGCUCUUAUUAUUUCUUUCUCAUUUCUGAUCUCCUAUUGCCUUUACCAGGUUUUUCAACCCUGGGUACAGAGGAGACGGCUUGCUUAUGCAAAGCAUAAGCAUGUCAUAUCAGGAAUCUUGAAGCAUGCCUUGGGAAGGCUCUCCAUUGAGGAUGGAAAACCCAAUGAAGAAGUGUUGACGAGGUUGUUUAAGGCAAUUGAUGAGAACGGCGAUGGAUACCUUUCCCGGACUGAAUUAAGAGCAUUAAUUGUUGGAAUCCAGUUCAAUGAGAUUAAUUUGGAUGAGAGUGAAGCCGUGGAGAAAGUGAUCAAGGAUUUUGAUAAAAGUCUAGACUCUCAAGUUGAUUUCAAUGAGUUCAUGACUGGAAUUGAGAGAUGGCUUGGAGAGGCCAGGAGUGCAAAAGUUCUAAAGCAUGAUGGUCCUGAUACAAUCAAGUAUUUAGAUAAUUUUCACGAGCAAACAAAAAGAGAACACGAUCUUUUGGGUGACCAAAGUGAUGAGAUUGUUGAGGGCGUCGAGAAUCCCAGAUCGACCUCAAUUAAAGCUGCUUUGUUAUUGCUGCUGGGAACUAUCAUUGCAGCUGCAUUUGCUGAUCCUCUUGUAGAUGCUGUUGAUAAUUUCUCAAGUGCUACAAGCAUUCCUACUUUCUUCAUCUCAUUUAUUGUGCUGCCAUUGGCCACCAACUCCAGUGAGGCAGUGUCUGCAAUUAUAUUCGCCAGCCGGAAAAAGUCCAGAUCUGCCUCAUUGACAUUUUCAGAGUUAUAUGGAGCCGUAACUAUGAACAAUACCUUGUGCCUGUCAGUCUUCUUGGCACUUGUUUAUGUAAGAGGAUUGGUUUGGGACUUCUCGUCUGAAGUUUUGGUUAUAUUGAUUGUGUGCAUUGUGAUGGGAGUCUUCGCCAGCAUUCGCACCACUUUCCCCCUCUGGACGUCUUUCUUAGCUUUCCUGUUGUAUCCUUUCUCUCUGGCCCUCGUGUAUGUCCUUGACUACGUCUUUGGUUGGUCUUAG
This is a messenger RNA of Fraxinus pennsylvanica, 1716 nucleotides long. The record is from the annotation of a GenBank genome assembly. Lineage: Eukaryota; Viridiplantae; Streptophyta; Magnoliopsida; Lamiales; Oleaceae.